AUGCGAACCAGUCCUGUCGGUGAAAGAAAACCAGAAACGUAUAAUGAUCCAACUUAAGUUGGAGAAUUCAUCAUCAUUUUACUGUUUUAGUUGAUAGCCUUCGAAGUACUAGUUGGCUCAUGCCUCAUAUCAAGAGAGGUUGUUACUUUUCCCUUUCCGGUUUUUGCAGAAAUUCUAAAAACGCAUUAACCUAAAAAAGAUAACCUGUUAAACAGUGGCAUAGUAUAUGGUCCUGGAGAUCUGCUAAGUACAAAUUAAAUAUAAAAGGACCUAAUAUGGAGCAUUGCGGGACGACAGACACUACCUAUUCUUUGUCCUAGAUCACAGCUGGUGAAAUGACGAUGGAUUCCCGAAAAAAAACAUAUAUCUAUGUUACGUGUAUACUUUAUCGUUAUUUCCCACGUACCACAAUUGUAUCUCUGUGUUUUCCAUCAAAAGGCAAGAAUUUCCUGAUGCAAACUUCGAAACCUUCAGAAUUUACAUUCUCCAACCAUACAUAAACAGCAUCAGUUGGCUUUGUACUGCGGCCGUACUUUGCGGAAACAAACACGUACGGCUUAGAGGCAAAGCUCUGGAAGACAAAAUACGAGGUGAAAUGAGCCUAUGGACAAUGAAAUGGACGUAGAUUGACUGAAAUUUCAUCCAUCUAUUAAUCCGGGACAGAGGCCUUGGUUUUGACAACGUUAACAAGGGCGGAUUUAGGGGUGGGCCCAGGAGGCCCAGGCCCCCCUUUUUGUGGGGGUAUUUUUUUCUUUUGUAAACGUGUGUCGGGUGGUACGUCGAGUUUUGUUACUUAACUAUAUUUUCUUUAAUAAACGUUGUUGAAAAGAAAAUUCAUCGAACGUUGUUCGAGUCAACCGCCCUUAAGAUGCUACUGAUACCUGCCAACUUGCAGAAGUUUUAAAAGUCUUCUCAAAAGAAAGUUAUUCGUCACUAUUUGCCCGAUCUUCCAUUGCCAAGCAGUGCGUCUCAGGAGCCAGAGCUGUGGAAGCGCUUUUGGUAUGGCAAUCAUAUUUCAAAUCUACUAAGAAUACAGCACAGUUUCACUAAGUUUAUAUGUACUCAUGUACAUGGUUAUGAAACGUUUUUUCAGUGAUACGCGAAGGAAACCAUUUCUGUCUUGCGAUAUAUGUAAGUGGUUGCUUUCAUUUUCAGGAUCAAUAGAACCGAAAAACCCUCCAUUUUACAAGAAGAAUUGGCAGCCUGCAACAAAGGCCUAUACUCCAAACUCCACACAAUUUUGCGGCUCCUAAUGAUCGGCCCUGUCCCAAGUGCAACUGUGGAAGGUAGCAACUCGUCACUGCGCUUUGUAAAGAGUUGUUUUGGAAGCACCAUGAGAGAAGACCGCCUUAACGCACUAUCGCUGCUCUUUAUUUACAAGGACGUUGCUCUGGAUUAUGAUGUAAUUAUUGACGACUAUGCCAAGCGCAACAAGAGAAGGAUGACAUUUAUCAAUCCCAUGCAAUGA
This is a messenger RNA of Porites evermanni, 1468 nucleotides long. The record is from the annotation of a GenBank genome assembly. NCBI's taxonomy places the organism in Eukaryota, Metazoa, Cnidaria, Anthozoa, Scleractinia, Poritidae.